CCGUUGGUCGGCAGACGUUCGAAGGGCUUCGAAGAAUAUACACCACCUGAAAAGGCGUGAAGGAUUUUCGUGUGUGUGUUUCGCUGGAGCACCAGCGCUCCGCGGAAGUGAAGCGAACCGUGCAAGGAAGUGGAGCAAACCGAAGUACAAAGAACCGAAAAAACGCCAUGGGACGGCGUGGACUAGUGCCGGAUAUUGACUGAUUCCGUCGACUUCAGUCCACGGCUCGGCUCGUGGCUUCCGUUUCGGUGGGUUUGGUUUCGUGUCCGAUCGCUCCGAGACUCGUCGGACCCUAGACUCCAACAGCCCGAAUACACACGGUUCCCCCGGCCAUCUUCCUGCUCGGUACCCCGAAGCGGCAUCCUUCUAGCCGGCCUCAUGGCGGGACGCGGGACUCCGAAGGUCCUGCGGAUGAGACCUGCCCUGUGCGCGAUGCCACCGUUGCUGCUGCUGCUGCUGCUGAUGGUGGUGGUGGCCCUCGCUGGCGUCGACUCGUACACGGUGCCCCGCGACACCGACAUCCUGCUGGCGGACGGGUUCUUCAAGCGCAUGAGAGACCUGUUCGCCGAACGAGCCUACGAGGACACACUCAGCUCGGGCGGUGCGGCCGGUGGCCAAGAGAUGGCCGACGAAGCGGGUCCACCAGUGCCGGUCGAUAUGUCGCACCUGGAUAGUCCCCCGAAACCGAAGCUGGUGGAGGACUGGCCGAAGGUGAAACACACGUUCGGCCAGGUCACGGCCGUCGCCAUCGACCUGCAGGGAAAUCCGGUCAUCUUCCACCGUGCGAGUCGCACGUGGACCGCGGAGAGCUUCAACGAGAGCAAUCACUACCAGCAGAUUGCGGCCGGUCCGAUCCCGGAGAGCACGAUCGCGACCCUGUCGGCCGCGGACGGUGCGGUGGUGGACGAGCGGGCGGCCGGUAUCUUCUACAUGCCGCACGGUCUCACGAUCGACCGAAGCGGCAACAUGUGGCUGACGGAUGUGGCACUGCACCAGGUGUUCAAGUUCAUGCCGGGCCGGGACUAUCCGAGCAUCACGCUCGGCCGUCGCUUCGAGCCCGGCUCGUCCAAGAGCCACCUGUGCAAACCGACCGCCGUGGCCAUCGCCAGCACCGGCGAGAUCUUCGUGGCGGACGGUUACUGCAACAGCCGGCUGCUGAAGUACAAUGCGGCCGGCCGGCUGAUCCGCACGAUUCCGCAGCCGCCCGAGUUCCUGUCGCUGCAGACGCCGCACGGGUUGGCGCUGCUCGAGCACCUGGACAUGGUUUGCGUGGCCGAUCGGGAGAACAUGCGCGUGGUGUGUCCGCGGGCCGGCCUGCAGUCGUCGUACGGUGAGGGUACGCAGGCUGCCACCAUCCAGGAGCCGGACCUGGGCCGCGUGUUUGACGUGGCCGCCUACGGAGAUCUGGUGUACGCGGUGAACGGACCGACUUCGCCGAUGAUCCCGGUGCGCGGUUUCACCAUCGAUCCGCGCUCGGAAACCAUCAUCGAUCACUGGGGCAAGUUCGAGAACCCGCACUCGAUCACGUUCUGCCCGAACGGGUCGGCCAUGUACGUGACCGAGAUUGGCCCGAACCGGGUGUGGAAGUUCACGCUCACCAUGUAAGGCGGUGCCGAAAUCGUCUCCCCCGACGGACAGGUCCCUUCCGGUGGUGUUAGCACGCGCAUUGCGGCAUGCCCGAUCGCCGACGUCUGCGCCGCGACGUCGCCGACGUGACCACAAGUUAGCCCUCGAAAUACAGCAACCACAACAGCAAGCAACCAACCAGUCGCCAAGGAAGGCGCCCGCGACGACAAACGAGACCAGCGACCAGACCAGCGAACAUCAUCGGGAGGAUCGGAGCAAUGCCCGGCAAAGCGAUUGAAAGCACCGGGAAGGGACCGGUCGGUCAGGGAGCUCAUCAGAAGGAAACCCAUCAGCGCAACGGACUGCGCACAGUGACAGCUUUCCGCAGGACAGCGCGGGACGGUUCCCAACGCUUGCUAUCUCCAGCCGGCAAGGGUUGGUUUCCGGCCUGCCACUGUUCCGUGCGCAACAUUCAAAGUGACCGCGUUGAACCGCGAGAUGUAAUCCCGAAUCCCAAAAACCCUUGAUCAUUUGGACGAACUUUGAACGCAGCAUAAGUGUAAAGCUGGCGGACGGAGAAAAGACCGAACUAAUAUAUCAACACGUAGACGGCAAAGAAUUAGCCACCAUCUUAAGCGUAGACAACUAGUGAGCCGUACAGUUUCUGUAGUCUGAAAAAGUAUGCGCAUAAUAUCGUCAAUUUUUCGCUACAUUUUGAGGCAAUUCUUCAACGCCAAUGCAAACUACACGCACCGCAGCAACUCUGGCGGAUAACUGGCAGCAAUGGCUGAAUGAAUGAGAAGAUCGUUCAAAUCGAAUCGUCUUAGAAUCGUCAACUAUCAUGAACCAAUCUAUAGAUCAAAUAGUGAUUUAUACACCGGCACACCGCACACAUGCAAUUUUCAGGAGUACAGGCUUUUAUAUUUGUACGAGCGACGAUGAUUGAUAGCAUAUGGAGGCCGCUUUUUGCGGAACGGUGAAGCGAUGCACGCAAUAGUAAAAGCGGCACACUGAAUGGAGUGCAUGAACGUUUCCAGGAUCCUUUGUAGAGCCUUGUCACGCUCUGGGCGAGGAAGCAGCAACAAUAAUAAUAUUAAUCAUAUGAAUUGUAUUAUUAAGACAACCCGACCCCCAACCUUCAGAGCAGCACGCAUCCUGGAAGCGGACAUUUGCAGACAGCCCCCGGAAAUAGGGUCAGCAGAGAAAGAAACUGUUUCAAGGAAAAGCCAACAACAAUAAAAAGCCACCACAUCGCAAAACGUGCACGUGUAUGGAGCAAAUAUUGUUUAUCUUUAUAAUAGAAAACAUGUAACUCACACCAAGCAUAUUACCGCGCUGAAAGAGAAGAUGAAACGAAUAGCAACGUUGAUGAUACUAAUCUAUUGUAGCAGCGCAUCAGUUAAGCUAAUCAGUUAGGCCCAGCUGCUCGUGGUCACAAACGCGAGGCAGGGAACACUUUCUUAUACCGUAGAUUGUUGCGGCCAAGGUCGCGUGUAGUAGAGAGUUGCGUAAAACAGUAGAGAGCACACACCAUCAGCAGAAAGCGCUAUGGAUACGCCAGAGAUAUGCCGUUAGUAUUAAUAUCGACACAUAACCAGCAAAUGCAGCGCAAUGAGUAGUAACCUUUCUACGGGCAACAUAUUUUUAUACGAAGGUAGAAUAAUUGCAAACCCUUUUUGAAAAGGAAAACAUUUACGCAAGAGGCAGAAAAAGUGAAAUAAUCAAACACACACACAGUCAGACACAAACGGAGGACAAUCGCCGAGGAUGAUUGUACCGGGCGCACCAACAUCACGUGCCCAGGAAUUGAAGAAGAUCAAGUUUUUGCAAAGUUUUGUACAUCAGCCCUCCCCCGCCGCCCAGAAAGCGGCCGAGGGCGCCAUCGUUUCACACUGUAUUCGUACCGAGUUCCUACACACUCUCGUUUUGAGGUACUGUGUAAAAGCGUUGAGUUUUCCUUGUUUUUUCCCCUAUAUACAAGCAAACGUUUUCCAAACACUUUAUAUCUUCCCAAUUGUAGCGCCAAUUUCGGUAGACAGAAUAUAUAAAUAUAUUUAACCAUCCCCACUGGAGCACAUACCAAACAUUUGGGAACAAAAGUACUAACAACAGAGAUAGUGGCGACACAAAACACACAAAUUAUGGUUUCCUGCCUAACGGCGACGUGGCACGUGUUUUAGUGAAUUUAUGAGCAAGAGAAAAAAGAUUAAUCCACUUAUUAGCGAUUGAAUUGAAUAUAUCUACGGUAACGUCUAUGUCACUACCAUCCCCAAUUAUUGCAUGUAACACUAUAAAAUAUACGUACUAUACGUGCUGCGAUAAAGGAGAUAAAUCAUAUUACGCAUAUUAUCCGUACCGUAUAGCAAACACAAACAUAUACAAACAAAUAUAUAUAUGAACACAUGGCAACAAUAACCUUCGAAUUGUUGGGGAAUUUUGAUAGCUCAACCGACACACACCAAUACUGCUUGCUCCGUUUCGAAGGUCUUUAGUCACUAUGGUUCCGUUUUCACAUUUCUGGCUCGUUGAUAGAAUACGAACUACUAGAUGAAAAUGAUACACAAAAGAAUACUUGUUUUCACCAUUUGCCAACACAGCCGCCGGAACCGCUUCCAUACCGAAACGCGCUCCACGAAGCGAGCAAUGGACGCUGGAACGUCCUGUCGGGGGAAGUGAAAGGACGAUAAAGAGUGUCCUACUCCGGCGUUCGAAAAAAGACAAGCGACCGAAGAAACCAGAACACACCAGAAUUUCCUAGCUUCUUUACCACACAAACACCUUACCUUUAUACAGAUGCAAACAAGUUGAAUAAAUAAAAUAGUUUAUUUUACAGCCUUU
This is a messenger RNA of Anopheles cruzii, 4404 nucleotides long. It is a transcript of the gene Pal2, whose product is annotated as peptidyl-alpha-hydroxyglycine alpha-amidating lyase 2. The record is from RefSeq and is a predicted model, not a curated record. Bases 379 to 1605 code for a protein of 408 amino acids. NCBI's taxonomy places the organism in Eukaryota, Metazoa, Arthropoda, Insecta, Diptera, Culicidae. Gene Ontology annotation, biological process: peptide metabolic process. Gene Ontology annotation, molecular function: protein binding; catalytic activity. Gene Ontology annotation, cellular component: membrane; extracellular region. The transcript is spliced from 4 exons.